Messenger RNA from Vespula vulgaris, 4248 nucleotides. Its product is annotated as G-protein coupled receptor dmsr-1. Gene Ontology annotation, cellular component: membrane. Gene Ontology annotation, molecular function: G protein-coupled peptide receptor activity. NCBI's taxonomy places the organism in Eukaryota, Metazoa, Arthropoda, Insecta, Hymenoptera, Vespidae. Gene Ontology annotation, biological process: G protein-coupled receptor signaling pathway. Bases 1187 to 2377 code for a protein of 396 amino acids. The record is from RefSeq and is a predicted model, not a curated record. The transcript is spliced from 6 exons.
CGAGAAAUCCUCGUGAAUUUUCAGCAGUAUCGUCGCGACUAUCCGCAACCAAAGUUCAUGAUUUGAUUGGUGUCUCAUAUUGAUCAUCUUAUUCAAUUAUAAUAUAACUUAUUGCCCUAACAAAACUAUAUUACAAAUCUUACGAAAUUAUACAUUUAAAAGAAACGUUUGUCGCAAUAUUAUAUUAUACUAUACUAUACUGUGUUAUCAUCUUUAGCUCAUCUAAAGAAUGAUCUAUUAUAAAUUACUUAUCAGUGUAAUCGUUAAAUAAUUAUUUAGAAAAAAAAGAAAAUAUAAAAAGAAAAAAAAAAGACGUCGCGUUGAUCGGUCGAUGAUUAACGGUGGAUAUUUAAUUUUUUUUUAUCUAUAAUAUUAUACUUCAAUUAAAUCGUGUGUUCUUCGUUUCCAAGGGAAUAACUUCGUCUCUUACCUAUGAUGCAUUUAGAAAAUUCAAAAGCAACAUUUUUUUCCUUUGAAGACGAAGAAUUAACUUUACAAUUCUAUAAUAUCAAACUUAUAUAAUGGUGAUAGUGAUGGAUAGUGAUAUGGUGAUGGUGGAGUGUAAAAUGAAGAUAAAAAUUUCACAAUGCGAAAAUUAAGAAUUAUUGAAUGAUGUAGCGAACACAUUGGUCAUACAGAAAUUUUGUUCCGAAGAAAUCCUGUAUGUGAACAGAACGCAUAGAAAUAUACGAUGUAUUAUUGCGAAGAAAGUUGAGAGAAAAGAAGAAUAGAAUAAAACAUCGAAGAAUCAUUGAACGUGAUCUUUUGAGAAAGAUCAGACGUUACAUUCAAUCUCGUACCAUCUUGUGAAAAAAGAAAUAAAUUCGUAUUUCAGACGAUUAAAUCGAUCCUUUUGCCAAACAAGAAGUCCUUUGCUAAACACUCAUCGCUUAUCCUUCGAUUAGGAAGGUACAACUGGGUCAACAACUGUUCUGGACGCUCGUAUAUUUGUCUUCAAGUUUUCGCGGUUAAAACAUUAUUAACUAGAACGAGAUUCGUUUGGAAUAAGAUGAAGUUAAGAUCAUGCUGAUGAGAAUACUGAAAUUGACAAUCAACGAAUAAACGAUUAUCCUUCUCGAAGCAGAAGCAAAAUUAAGUAAUCUCUUUUAUUCGCAUUCUGUAUCACAAGGUACAUCUGAAAUCUCUUGUCAAGCACUUUAAGUUGCUUCUUCGAAAUAUAUCGAGCAUGUAUCGCUUUGAAAAUUACAUUGACAUUUUCCGUCAACUAAAUAUUACAACAGAAGACCUCAAGUUCAUGGAAAACUAUACUUCCUUGUUGGAACUAUUCAACACGGAUUGUUAUUGUAACGGUUCCGUAAGAGAUUGGGCUCUGACGUAUAAAAUAUAUCACGGUUACAUCGCAAUUAUGGUCUGCAUUUUUGGUACCUUUGCCAAUAUGCUCAACAUCGUCGUAUUAACCCAUAAAGAAAUGAUGAUAACGCCUAUAAACAAAAUUUUAACGGGAUUAGCACUAGCUGAUAUGUUAGUUAUGCUGGAGUAUAUACCGUUUGCUAUUUACAUUUAUUUAAUCUUACCGAAAUAUCGGAUCUUCCCUUACGGAUGGGCUGUCUUCGUUUUAUUUCACAUGCACUUCACUCAGAUAUUUCAUACCAUCAGCAUCGCACUCACCCUUACCCUAGCUGUUUGGAGAUACAUCGCUUUAAGGUUUCUGCAAUACAAUCAUGCAUGGUGCACACCUACCCGUUGCAAAGUAGCUCUAUGGUGUUGCGUUUUGGCGCCAUUGAUCGCCUGUGCACCGAGUUAUUUCGUCUUUGGCAUAAAGGAUAAACGUUUCGUCGAAAAUGGAACUUUAGAGAUUUUGUACUAUGUCGAUACCGAUUAUUCAAGAGACAAAGGAUUUAUUUAUCAACUUAACUUUUGGAUACUUGGAGUUGUGGUCAAACUUAUGCCCUGCUUUAUAUUAACCAUAAUUAGUUGUUGGUUAAUCAAAACACUUUGCAGAACGAAAAAUCGGAAACAAGCUUUAAAGAAUUACAAUCAACCUUUAGUGAAGAAUCUACCGAUAAAUAAUGGUUCGGUUAUACCACGAAGGCCAAGCAAGAAUGAAAAACAUGCUGAUAGGACAACCAGAAUGCUCGUUGCUGUUUUACUCCUUUUUUUAAUUACAGAAAUACCACAGGGUGUUUUAGGCCUUCUUUCUGGAAUUCUUGGCGAUUGCUUCUUUCGUAAUUGUUAUCAUAAUUUUGGCGAGGUAAUGGAUAUAUUAGCUUUAUUAAACGGCGCUAUUAAUUUUAUCCUUUAUUGUUUAAUGUCACGACAAUUUCGAACAUCUUUCGAACAACUUUUUAAACCCAAAAUUAUGAAGAAAUGCCAACCGACCACUCAACAAACCGAUGUACAAAGUACUUACGUAUGAUGUAGACUACCUACUUUGAAAGAUACUUAUUUCUAAAAUAAUUUUAAAUCAUUUCAAAUCGACGAUGUGAAAUCAACAAUGACUCGAUAAAAUCUCAAUGAUCGAGUAGAUAUAAUUAACAAAAAAAAGAAAAAAAAGACACUUUACAUUAUUCAAUAAUACCGAAUAAAAUAAUUAAACGAUAAAUUUAAAUGUGACAAUUAUUUUUUCUAAAUAAUUAUUUUUUAAUAAUAAAGUAAUCAUGUAUAUUUAUCUAUAUAUAUAAAGUCAUAUUUCAGCUAUAAAUAUCUUUCCGAUACGAAGAUCAUCAAAUCGUAACGUUAGAAGUUCCUUUUUUUUUUUUUUUAUGUACAUUCACUUAAUGAGAAUCACGCUCAGUUAAUUUCUAUACGUAUAUUGGACUUCGGCUCCGGUCCAAACAAAUUCCAUGAAAUCUAAUACAAUAAUUUAUAUGUUUAAUUAGAAGAGUGAAAAAACCCUACAAAACUGGCAUACAUUACACGCAAAAUUGUAAAGUGAGAUGUAAAGUCAAUUAAAUAUCUAUCAAGCUAUCCUGGAUCAUCAUUUACUUUGUAAUUAGAUAAGUAGAGAGGAAAAAAUAUUUCUUCGUUAAUAAGACCAUGUAAUUGCUUAUUGAUAGUAAUUCAUAUUAUAUAAUUAAUAAAAAUUUAUCGUAUCAAAAAAAAUGAAUCGCGAUAUUCGCGAUAUACUUACAAGCAAUAAUCAUCUAUUUCCUCUUUUUUGAUUUUGAUUUAAAAAAAACAAAAAGGAAAAACACAGAUUAAGAUCUAAUAAAUUUAUUUGUUAGUUUAUGACGAACGUAAACCUUAUGUGAUAUAAUAAAAUGUUAGUGAAUUUGGUUUAUUUUGAAAAAGUAGACAAUACUAUUUAUUCGCUAAUUGUUAGGAUUUCUAAAGAAAUACAAAUAUUUCGAUGGUAUAUAUACUUAUAUAUAAAACAAAAAACAAUUGCGCGUAUAUGAAGCGCACGCUAUAAAUUAAAUAUAAAUUCAAAUACUUUUUCCGUUUUAUUGUAAACAUUUCUUAAAAAAAAAAGAAGAAGAGAAAAAAAAAGCACAAUUGUAAGUAAAAAUUUUAACAUCUUAUAAUACAUAUGUAUGUAUGUAUGAAUGUAUGUAUGUAUAUAUAUAUAUGCUCUUCUAAAUCUAUGUGAUACAAUAUGUAAUCGAAAAAUCGUUCGAUAAUAUUCUAAAUGUUAUAUAUACACAUAUAUACAUAUAUAUAUAUGUGUAUAUUUUUAUGUAUACAUAUAUGCAUAUAUAUAUAUAAAUUCAUUCACUUUACUUUAUAAAAUAAAAAAUAAAUAAAAAAUAAAAUAAAUACUUCGACCAUCGGAAUGGAAUCGAAACGAAUUCCCAUGAAACCUAUGAAAUUCCAAGAUACAGUUUUUUAUUAACAAUAUUUGUCAUUCUAUUCUCAUGAGAAUUUUUUCCAUAGGGACAGUUCAAUUUUAAAGAUUCUGCUCGAAUAUUCUUCUUUAUCUUAUCAAUGUCAUCAUUUAUUAUGAGAUAGCAUAUGAGAAAGUUUUUAAAAACAAAAAUAAAAAAAUAAGAAAGAAUUUUUUAUGGUUAAAAUGAUUUAUUUAUAUUAUAAAUUUCUUAUUAUAAUAUUUAUAUUAAUAGAAAUACAUAUAUAUAUUUGUUUUUUAUAUAUUGUAGAAUUACAUAUACCUAUAGCGAUUUAUAUACAUAUAACAUAUAGAUGUAUGUAUAGUAUUUUAAUUAUAAUUCUUCCAAUGUAUACUCCUUGCUAUAUGAAUGAAAUUAAUAUUGCAUAAAUAAUACGUAUAAAUUAUAUAUAUUAUUUAUAAAAUAUAUCAUUUGAUAAAAUAUGUAUUUCGUGUAUACAUGA